Hymenoscyphus albidus is the source of this 2840-nucleotide messenger RNA. The record is from the annotation of a GenBank genome assembly. NCBI's taxonomy places the organism in Eukaryota, Fungi, Ascomycota, Leotiomycetes, Helotiales, Helotiaceae.
AGGGGAUACUCCCCAAGCUAGUGUAAAGGGUUUUCUGCUUCCAGCUACCUCCCUCCCGCCGUCCAUGGCUAGUGCUGGGUCUCCUCUUGCUGCCGCAGAAUGAAUUCACCAACUUCGUAACUUUCCUUGCACCCGAGCAUCGUCGACUCAAAUACAGCCAGAGACGAGUCGCCCAAAGCCUUGCCCGCAGCACUGGCACCGGGCUGCCGCCCCAACCUCAACUAUCUAUCUCGACCGAUACCCUACAUCAUCGCGGAAUAAUUUCAUUCCACGAUCGAGUACGACACUCAUUCACUCCUCGAACUUCAAAGUCCGAACUUCGGCACGCAUAUCAAGCCAUCGCCCUCGAGCAGGAAGAAAUUGAAAGUCAACUCUUGGUCGCAAUGAUGGAUACUUCUGGGGUAUGGGAUAAUCAAGACCCGACCUUGUCAAUCCCGUCGCAAGAUGAUUUCAACCAAUUUCUCGAUAUAGGAAUGAACGGUCUCGGCGAUGCCCUUCACUAUGACUUUCAGGAUUUUGGUGGCCAGCCGCCAGCGCAUUUAUUACAUCAACACGGCCAAGGACAGAUGGGGCAUUCAGGAUUGGGAAAUAGCGUAGGCCAGGGCCACGACACUACGAUGCAAGAACAUAUGCCUCCAAUGACGACGGCUACUAGUCACUCUGUGAUUAUUGGAACCCCCAUGAGCCACACUCACCACUCGACCGAGAGUCUGUCGGACCUUGAUGCGCAAAUACAGUAUUUGCAACACCAGAAGCUGCAAAGACAACGACAGCAACAGCAACAGCAUCAACAUAUACAAGAGCAGCAACGGAAUUUCUAUGUUCACAAUAGGAUGAUACCACCCACACCAAAUAGCAUGGAAUUACACGCAAAUACCUCUCAAUUUUAUCCUCAGAGCGACCCUCAACCCCGAGCUGUCUACGAGAGAUACCAGAUGCAAAUGAAAGAUCAAGAGGUCAGUCGUUCUUCAAUCAUAUUUCUGUCAACACAUAUCCAAAGCAAACUUUUCUCUAUCGGUCGUUCUGUCGUAGAUUAUUUUUAUAUAUAAAAUAUCUCUUGCAUAUCUGACCACUGCACAGAUGGCAUUCACACCCCUUGUGUCUCCUGCUGUAACACCCCUCGAACCUCACUUUAACAUACCUGAGUACACUGUACCCGGGGCCUAUUUCAGCCCACUAAGUUCUCCUGCUAUUCGUGCUCAAAACGAACAGCAGUCGAACUUGUAUGACCAACGACUAUCUGCUACCACUAACUCCCCGAUUGAUAUGAAUAUGGAAUCAAAUUCUGCCUCAACCGGUUCUGGUGUCUUGGCAAAGAAAACAAACAAGAAAGCGGUACCCAAAGCUCGGGCAACCCGCGCGAUACGUCAAUCGCCUAUUGUGAAGCCAAAACGAUCAAAAAGGGGGCCUAUUGUUAAUCAAGCCCUGGGGGAGAUUCUGGAGCCGUCACAUUUUCCAAUCCCUUCUAAAGAACUCAGCUGUUCUCGUUCAGCUCCAAGUACGGAGGAAUCUGAGAAUAGCUCCAUUUCUCCAGAGCAUCUUUCCGACAUGGCACCGCCUCCAGUUCCUACCCCCGGAUCGCAUACGAGGUCACCAUAUAUUCCAGCCCAAAAAGAUGACCCGAGGAACAAACGUCUUGUCCUGGGCUCACCGGCUACUCCUGCGUCUUUGAUGAGACUCACGCAGUCACCCCAAGUAAAUGAACCCUCAGACAGCCAUACUAUGGAUCUCGAUGACCCGGCCAUGGAUAGCUUUGCCCUACCAGAAGCCGCCAAUACCACUCGACCACAACUUGUUCCCUUGAAUACUCAAUCGGACGGUCAAAUGACUCCAACUUUAAACUCCAACGGUGCUAAAACUCCUGGAUUUCAACCACUACCCUCUUCGGUUACUGCAAGACCAAGAAACACUACGUCCGCAAGUUCAAGUCCUCAAAUUGACUCUAUGAAUGGAGGUGGUGCCACAAAGAGACCAACGCAGAGUGGAGGACGUUCAAUUAAGAAACGAGCUGGUUCCUCAGUUCUGGCGUCCCCAGCCCUCCUUCCUCGAAUCUCACCCAGUAUUAAACCCUUAAUGCCGGGUUCUGGGACGUUAUCCGAGAACACCGCGUCUCUUCUGUUGGCGUCGAAGUCGAAUUAUCAGAACAUCCUCGAGGGUACGCAUUUACCAGGAGUCACGUACCCUUCGGAAUUAUCAACAAAUUUAACCUCGAAGCGUACAUCACAUAAAAUUGCCGAACAAGGCAGACGGAACCGCAUCAAUUCCGCUCUGCAGGAGAUUGCUACUUUAUUACCACGAGGUUCAAAAGAAAGCUCCGGGGAGAAAAGCGGAAGUGGAGAGGCUGAAGAAGGCAAUGAACCUAGUAGCAAUGCGAAGGGAGGUGCCCAGAGUGCGAAUAGUAAAGCAAGCACAGUGGAGCAAGCCAUUGAAUAUAUCAAGCAACUGAAAAACGACCUCGCGGAUGCGCAAAAGAGAGCCGAGGAAGCAGAAAAGCGGUUAAAGGAAUCUGUCUAGAGGAUGUUUUGGGACUGGGCCAGUUUGGUGUUUGGAGUUUGGGGGAUUAAUAUACCUGGAAUUAUUUUGGUGCUAAUUAUUUGCGAGGAGAGGGUUACUAUGCAUGGUGUGAAGGUCGACUAUUGCAGCUGUGUUACUAGACACAUUGUAUUGCGAAAAUUAUCGCUCUAGCGGACGGGCAAUGUAUAUAUCCGUGGCAGGCACUGAGGUCUAUUCAGGAACUCGAUUUGGGGUUCUUCUGCAUUGAUUGUAAAGAAGUCGUCGAGGAAGAACAAAGGGACCGAAUAAUACUUUGUAAAAAAUAAACCGAAUGUGCUUAUCUGAUA